AGGUCAUAAAAUUCUUUAUUCUGCUUUCAAGAGUCAAGUUGAAUUUCAUUCAUUCGUGAAAGAGCUACCUAGUUGCACGACGUGUCCUACAAUUUGUGAUAAUUUUAAUAAUUUUUGUGAAUUCCAAAAAGAAACCACCAUGCAGAUUUUUGUAAAAACUCUCACUGGUAAAACCAUAACAUUAGAAGUCGAAGCAUCCGACACCAUAGAAAAUGUAAAAGCAAAAAUUCAAGACAAAGAGGGCAUUCCUCCAGAUCAGCAGCGACUGAUUUUCGCUGGGAAACAACUUGAAGACGGACGGACAUUAUCCGAUUACAAUAUUCAAAAAGAAUCUACUCUCCAUUUGGUAUUACGUCUGAGAGGUGGAAUGCAGAUCUUUGUGAAAACACUUACCGGUAAAACCAUCACACUAGAAGUUGAAGCAUCUGACACCAUUGAGAAUGUGAAAGCCAAGAUUCAGGACAAAGAGGGAAUUCCCCCAGAUCAGCAGCGAUUGAUCUUUGCGGGCAAACAGCUUGAAGAUGGCCGUACAUUAUCUGACUACAACAUCCAGAAAGAAUCUACUCUGCAUUUGGUGUUACGUCUCAGAGGUGGCAUGCAGAUCUUUGUGAAAACACUUACCGGUAAAACCAUCACACUAGAAGUUGAAGCAUCUGACACCAUUGAGAAUGUGAAAGCAAAGAUUCAGGACAAAGAGGGAAUUCCUCCGGAUCAGCAGCGGUUGAUCUUUGCGGGCAAACAGCUUGAAGAUGGCCGUACACUAUCCGACUACAACAUCCAGAAAGAAUCUACUCUGCACUUGGUUUUGAGACUGCGUGGUGGCAUGCAGAUCUUUGUGAAAACACUUACCGGUAAAACCAUCACACUAGAAGUUGAAGCAUCUGACACCAUCGAAAAUGUGAAAGCCAAGAUUCAGGACAAAGAGGGAAUUCCCCCAGAUCAGCAGCGAUUGAUCUUUGCGGGCAAACAGCUUGAAGAUGGUCGUACACUAUCUGACUACAACAUCCAGAAAGAAUCUACUCUGCAUUUGGUAUUACGUCUCAGAGGUGGCAUGCAGAUCUUUGUGAAAACACUUACCGGUAAAACCAUCACAUUGGAAGUUGAAGCAUCUGACACCAUCGAAAAUGUGAAAGCCAAGAUUCAGGACAAAGAGGGAAUUCCCCCAGAUCAGCAGCGAUUGAUUUUUGCUGGCAAACAGCUUGAAGAUGGUCGUACAUUAUCUGACUACAACAUCCAGAAAGAAUCUACUCUGCAUUUGGUGUUACGUCUCAGAGGUGGCAUGCAAAUCUUUGUGAAAACACUUACCGGUAAAACCAUCACACUAGAAGUUGAAGCAUCUGACACCAUUGAAAAUGUGAAAGCAAAGAUUCAGGACAAAGAGGGAAUUCCCCCAGAUCAGCAGCGAUUGAUUUUUGCGGGCAAACAGCUUGAAGAUGGCCGUACAUUAUCUGACUACAACAUCCAGAAAGAAUCUACUCUGCAUUUGGUGUUACGUCUCAGAGGUGGAAUGCAGAUUUUUGUGAAAACACUUACCGGUAAAACCAUCACAUUGGAAGUUGAAGCAUCUGACACCAUCGAAAAUGUGAAAGCCAAGAUUCAGGACAAAGAGGGAAUUCCCCCAGAUCAGCAGCGAUUGAUUUUUGCUGGCAAACAGCUUGAAGAUGGUCGUACAUUAUCUGACUACAACAUCCAGAAAGAAUCUACUCUGCAUUUGGUUUUGAGACUGCGUGGUGGCAUGCAAAUCUUUGUGAAAACACUUACCGGUAAAACCAUCACACUAGAAGUUGAAGCAUCUGACACCAUAGAAAAUGUGAAAGCCAAGAUUCAGGACAAAGAGGGAAUUCCCCCAGAUCAGCAGCGAUUGAUUUUUGCGGGCAAACAGCUUGAAGAUGGUCGUACAUUAUCUGACUACAACAUCCAGAAAGAAUCUACUCUGCAUUUGGUGCUACGUCUCAGAGGUGGAAUGCAGAUUUUUGUGAAAACACUUACCGGUAAAACCAUCACAUUGGAAGUUGAAGCAUCUGACACCAUCGAAAAUGUGAAAGCCAAGAUUCAGGACAAAGAGGGAAUUCCCCCAGAUCAGCAGCGAUUGAUUUUUGCGGGCAAACAGCUUGAAGAUGGUCGUACAUUAUCUGACUACAACAUCCAGAAAGAAUCUACUCUGCAUUUGGUUUUGAGACUGCGUGGUGGCAUGCAGAUCUUUGUGAAAACACUUACCGGUAAAACCAUCACACUAGAAGUUGAAGCAUCUGACACCAUUGAGAAUGUGAAAGCCAAGAUUCAGGAUAAAGAGGGAAUUCCCCCAGAUCAGCAGCGAUUGAUCUUUGCGGGCAAACAGCUUGAAGAUGGUCGUACACUAUCUGACUACAACAUCCAGAAAGAAUCUACUCUGCAUUUGGUAUUACGUCUCAGAGGUGGCAUGCAAAUCUUUGUGAAAACACUUACCGGUAAAACCAUCACGCUAGAAGUUGAAGCAUCUGACACCAUUGAGAAUGUGAAAGCCAAGAUUCAGGAUAAAGAGGGAAUUCCCCCAGAUCAGCAGCGAUUGAUCUUUGCAGGCAAACAGCUUGAAGAUGGUCGUACACUAUCUGACUACAACAUCCAGAAAGAAUCUACUCUGCAUUUGGUUUUGAGACUGCGUGGUGGCAUGCAGAUCUUUGUGAAAACACUUACCGGUAAAACCAUCACACUAGAAGUUGAAGCAUCUGACACCAUUGAGAAUGUGAAAGCCAAGAUUCAGGAUAAAGAGGGAAUUCCCCCAGAUCAGCAGCGAUUGAUCUUUGCAGGCAAACAGCUUGAAGAUGGUCGUACACUAUCUGACUACAACAUCCAGAAAGAAUCUACUCUGCAUUUGGUGUUACGUCUCAGAGGUGGAAUGCAGAUUUUUGUGAAAACACUUACCGGUAAAACCAUCACAUUGGAAGUUGAAGCAUCUGACACCAUCGAAAAUGUGAAAGCCAAAAUUCAGGACAAAGAGGGAAUUCCUCCGGAUCAGCAGCGAUUGAUCUUUGCGGGGAAACAGCUUGAAGACGGCCGUACACUAUCUGACUACAACAUCCAGAAAGAAUCUACUCUGCAUUUGGUUUUGAGACUGCGUGGUGGCAUGCAGAUCUUUGUCAAAACACUUACCGGUAAAACCAUCACAUUGGAAGUUGAAGCAUCUGACACCAUCGAAAAUGUGAAAGCCAAGAUUCAGGACAAAGAGGGAAUUCCUCCGGAUCAGCAGCGAUUGAUCUUUGCGGGCAAACAGCUUGAAGAUGGCCGUACACUAUCUGACUACAACAUCCAGAAAGAAUCUACUUUACAUUUGGUUUUGAGACUCCGUGGUGGCAUGUAGAUAUGCAGCUUUUAAAAAUUGUAGUAUUUGAAUUAGUAGUUUGAUUGACACUUCAAAAACAAAAAUAUGCAAAACAUUUCAGAUAUUCUAAUUUUUUCUCUGAAUUACAAAUAAAUGGCUUUAGAUCUA
Messenger RNA from Bombyx mori (domestic silkworm), 3466 nucleotides. RefSeq names its product polyubiquitin-A. The record is from RefSeq and is a predicted model, not a curated record. Lineage: Eukaryota; Metazoa; Arthropoda; Insecta; Lepidoptera; Bombycidae. The coding region runs from base 140 to 3337 and encodes 1065 amino acids. Gene Ontology annotation, cellular component: cytoplasm; nucleus. Gene Ontology annotation, molecular function: protein tag activity; ubiquitin protein ligase binding; RNA binding. Gene Ontology annotation, biological process: modification-dependent protein catabolic process; protein ubiquitination. The transcript is spliced from 2 exons.